CAACUAAUAAACAAACCGGGGUUUUGCGUGUUUGUCGCAUGUGCUGUACACAUAUAUGAAAUAUCAACCUAAGCAUGUGUAGUUGGGUAAACUUCUGGACGGUUCUCAUUCGCUGUAGAUGCGGCAGACAGUCAGCGGGCGUCAUCAUUUUUCUGUUGUUGUGACGGCGCAAACCGGCGAAGCGACCAAUGAGUCAGCAGCUGAUCGGAGUUAAAUUUACCUAACAACCUAUAUAUAACGAUAACAGCUCCAGAGAAAGCAUCUGCCCAGAGAUUUGCAAGUGUUUGAAGAAGUCGCUCGGUUUUCAGGGGGUUAACACAAUGGCAGUCCCGGUAGCUGCCCCGUUUCAGCCCAGUCCGGGUCUGCUGGAGCACAACAUUCACAUUGGAGACAGAGAUUUGGGAAGAAUUACAAGUAACAAUGACAGCGACACUUUGCCUUUACAUUCUCCGUGGACUUUCUGGCUCGAUAGAUCUCUACCAGGAACAACAGCAGCUGAAUGUGAGUCAAACCUGAAGAAAAUCUACACUGUGGAGACCGUUCAGAACUUCUGGAGAGUUUACAACAAUAUCCCCAGUGUCUCCAGCUUGCCACUGAGAUGUAGCUAUCAUCUCAUGAGAGGAGAAAGAAAACCUCUGUGGGAAGAAGAAAGCAAUGCUAAAGGUGGAGUUUGGAAAAUGAAAGUAUCAAAAGAAUCCACCUCGGCUGUGUGGAAGGAGUUGUUAUUGGCUACUAUUGGAGAACAGUUCAGUGAUUAUUGUGCUUCAGAUGAUGAAGUAGUUGGGGUUAGUGUCAGUGUUAGAGACAGAGAAGAUGUAGUUCAAGUCUGGAACGGAAAUGCUUCAUGUGCUACUGAUUCAAAAAUCUUAGGGAGGAUUUAUGAGCUCCUCCCACAGAUAGCUUUUAAAGCAGUAUUUUACAAACCCCAUGAGGAGCACCACGCCUUUGAAGGAGGACGAUCAAGACAUUAGCAUGUUUUACAUAUUAGACUCUUGAGGUAUACAACUAGCUUUUGGUUCUGACUAUGUCAGCGCCAUAAUAUGUGGGCAUGUUUUAAGCAGGGUGACAGUCAAAAUGUAAUAUUGUACCAUCUUAAUUACCUAAACAUGGAGCCCAUGUAUUAUGGGUUGAACUCUUAAUUUUAUCCAAAACAAUUAUUUUUUAGCCACAAGCAAAAACCAUUUAGAUUUAUUUUAUCUAUCUCAACAUUUGUAUGUUUUUUAUACUGCGAAAUUUAGCAAAAACUUAACCAAAGCAGCAGAUUGUGUACAGCCAGAUUUUUUUAGAUGUAUUUUAGCACAUUUCCGGAGCACAACUAAAACUAGUCCUUUAGAACUUUUUUUUUUUUCUUUUUAGUGUAGGCCUAGUUGCACAAAGAAACAUUUUAUCUAAAUAACACAUUACAAAGCUUUUCUAGUGAGCUCGUUUUUCUGUUUUGUACAUUAUAGCCAAAAUACUGUUGUCUCUACUGGGGAACCUAAAGAUGUACAGUAGUAUGAUGUGAUGCUAGUAUCUGAGCAGGAAAUUGCACAUUUUUUUUUUUAAAUUUCAUUCUUUGCUAUACCCGUGGAUUGUGAAAGGAUUAUGUUGUUAUUACAAUAAAAUCACCUCAGUUCAGAAAGCAUAAUGAGUAAUUGCUAAGAAAUAUAUGCAAUCAUUUUAUUCUGUUGAACAUCUUUGCUGUGUAGUGGUUUUCAUUUUGUUUAAGCCUCUGUCCUAAAUCAUGCACUUUGUGUUUUGUUUUUUAUAUAUAUAUAUAUAUAUAUAUAUAUAUAAGACAUCAGGUGGCUUCUCAGAGAAUGUGUGGAGUUGUGAUAACUCAGACCAAAAAAACUCUGGUUUUAUUUUACAUUUUCUGGUGGGUUUUACAGUUGUUCUUUUCAAUUUGAAGAUUUAAGGAGUGUGAAUGGCACAGUGUGUCUAUUUUGGUGCAUUGUGAUAGAAUCCAUGAUCAAAUUUGUUUCAAUGGAUUGGAAAAUAUUGUCAGCCUGAAAAGCAUGCAGUUAAAUUUUUAUGGAAUAUUUCCACUAUGUUACCAACUGGAAACGUGGUGAAGAGGUGAUUAAGGCCUUUUUAAAGUGCAUUUUCACAAAUCUUUAUCAGUAGGAUCAAAUCUAUGAGAAACUAAUAAAUCAAAGAUGGGCUGUGUAAUAAUAAUUUCAGUGUCUUUCACAUCCAAUACUGUUUUUCCCCUGUUGUCUUGUAUGGAAUAGACUGUAACUGUGUUGUUAUUAUAAUCAUGUUACUAAAAUGUCAGUUUUUAGGAAAAUUAACUAAUAUUGUAAUUUACAUCUCACCAAAGGCGCCUUUCCCAAGUGUCUGUGUGUGUGAAAGUGUUUGAGAUACUAUUUUAGGCUAAACAGAGCAUUUAACUUAUGUUUGUGUACAAGGACUCCACUAGUAAAACAGUUGUGAUUAUUUUAUACGCAGAGAACCCCUCAGAAAGACUGCUGCUAUGGUUAAUCAAUCAAAGGUUGAAGUAUUUCUAAUUAUCUUGCCGUGGCUUAGGUUCUCUACAAAACACAAAGAAAAAUAAUACAUUUUCAGACCACUGACUUUUGCCAAAAUCAGUAAUGCUUUGUUACUAUUUGUCCUGUAUUGUUCUGUUUUUGUGUAAUGUUAAAAAGCACAUGUUUUACAAAAAGUAAAAAAAUCAUUCUCUACCCUUGCACAUGUACAGUUGAGUGCUCACUUAAGAUCUCAGACCUUGUAAUUGAUUGUUGAUCUUGGAUGGUGCCUUGUGUUUACCAGCAUUUUAGAAUGUCAUGCCCACCUGUGUCCUGCAUGUUGGACUUGUACGUUGUCAUGUUUCUCUAUUAGUUUUACACAUGUACAAAAAAAUAAUAAAGAAGCCUCAAUUUCA
Sphaeramia orbicularis (orbiculate cardinalfish) is the source of this 2863-nucleotide messenger RNA. RefSeq names its product eukaryotic translation initiation factor 4E type 3-like. The record is from RefSeq and is a predicted model, not a curated record. Gene Ontology annotation, biological process: translational initiation. Gene Ontology annotation, cellular component: eukaryotic translation initiation factor 4F complex. NCBI's taxonomy places the organism in Eukaryota, Metazoa, Chordata, Actinopteri, Kurtiformes, Apogonidae. The transcript has 7 exons. The coding region runs from base 321 to 971 and encodes 216 amino acids. Gene Ontology annotation, molecular function: RNA 7-methylguanosine cap binding; translation initiation factor activity.